This is a messenger RNA of Delphinapterus leucas (beluga whale), 1514 nucleotides long. Lineage: Eukaryota; Metazoa; Chordata; Mammalia; Artiodactyla; Monodontidae. The record is from RefSeq and is a predicted model, not a curated record.
CUCCACUCGCUCGCCGGUAGCUCUCGGCAGGCGUCGGGCGCAACCCGUGGCGGUCCCUGCAAGGGAAGUGUCUGCGGCCAGCGUCCUGUUUUCAGGAAUCAUCGACCUGCCGAGUUCAAAUGGACUCAGGUGUGCGCCUUGAGCCAACAGACAACAGAGUGUCACAGCGUAAAAUACUGGCGUCGAGGUGUCCGGCAGGUCAAAAGAGAAACUUCAGUCACAGAGUAUCUGACACAAAUCCGAUUUGCAGCGGGGAGCGGGUCCAUCUGCAGCUCUUAUACGCAGCAGGCUGUUCUUAAGACUGGCACCUGGGGCAGUCUCGCCGGCUCCGGGGUCGGGGCGUGACCCGGGGACUCAAGGUCACCGGCCCGAAGUCUCCCUGCCCCCACCGCCCUUCCUCCAGGACUGGCGGUCUUUGGCCCUCCCCGCCAGAGGUCAGCCCUGCCCUGGGCGGCUCCCCGCCCAUGGUGAAUUGCAGAGAAACCCCGUCUGAAAUCCAGGGUCCUGCCUCAGCUGAGGGAUGGCCUCGCCAGGGGCUGAAACAAAGAAACCUGGAAAUCACAACGACUUUGUACAGCUUUGCAAUCCCCACGUGGCUGCAAUGAAAGAAGAUGUCCUCUACCAUUUCAGCCUUAGCACCAGCACGCACGACUUCCCGACUAUGUUUGGAGACGUGAAGUUUGUGUGUGUUGGGGGAAGCCCCUCCCGGAUGAAAGCCUUCAUCAAGUACAUGGCCGUGGAGCUGGGCCUUGACCACCCGGGUGCAGAGUAUCCCGACAUCUGUGAGGGCACCGACCGCUACGCCAUGUUUAAAGUGGGCCCGGUGCUGUCGGUCAGCCACGGGAUGGGCAUCCCCUCCAUCGCCAUCAUGCUGCACGAGCUCAUCAAGCUGCUGUACCACGCCCGGUGCUCCGGCGUCACCGUCAUCCGCAUCGGCACCUCUGGCGGGAUAGGUGUGGAGCCCGGCUCCGUGGUCAUCACCCGGCAGGCGGUGGACGGCUGCUUCAAGCAGGAGUUCGAGCAAAUUGUCCUCGGGAAGCGCGUGGUCCGGAACACGCACCUGGACGAUUGGCUGGUGCAGGAGCUGGUGCGGUGCUCCGCGGACCUGGGCGAGUUCCCCACGGUCGUGGGCAACACCAUGUGUACCCUGGACUUCUAUGAAGGGCAAGGCCGCCUGGACGGGGCACUCUGCUCCUACGCGGAGAAGGACAAGCAGGAGUACCUGCGGGCGGCCUACGAGGCCGGCAUCCGCAACAUCGAGAUGGAGUCGUCCGUAUUCGCCGCCAUGUGCAACGCCUGCGGCCUCCGAGCGGCCGUGGUGUGCGUCACGCUCCUCAACCGCCUGGAAGGUGACCAGAUCAGCAGCCCCCAUGAGGUGCUGGUCGAGUACCAAAAGCGGCCCCAGCGGCUGGUGGGCCACUUCAUCAAGAAGUGCCUCGCGGCAGCCUGAGGUCCCCAAAUCUCCAGACAUGAGCGUUGGUGUUUGCAGCAAAUAAAAUCAUUGCCACAAUCUC